Messenger RNA from Lepus europaeus (European hare), 1134 nucleotides. It is a transcript of the gene SPDYA, whose product is annotated as speedy/RINGO cell cycle regulator family member A. The record is from RefSeq and is a predicted model, not a curated record. The transcript has 7 exons. Bases 102 to 1037 code for a protein of 311 amino acids. Gene Ontology annotation, cellular component: nucleoplasm. NCBI's taxonomy places the organism in Eukaryota, Metazoa, Chordata, Mammalia, Lagomorpha, Leporidae. Gene Ontology annotation, molecular function: protein kinase binding. Gene Ontology annotation, biological process: G1/S transition of mitotic cell cycle; positive regulation of cyclin-dependent protein serine/threonine kinase activity; positive regulation of cell population proliferation.
CAGAGAGCAACCGUCUGAGGCCCGGAGCGCUGUGGUAGAGGCUGACGGCCGCGGGGCUUUUCACGCAGUCCCGGGUGCUUGGAGAUUCUUGGGAAACCAAUAUGAGGCACAAUCAGAUGUGUUGUGAGACCCCACCUACUGUCACUAUUCAUGUAAAAGCAGGGCCAAGUAGAUCACAUCAACCCAAAAAACCCAUUAAUCUGAAGCGUCGUAUUUUUAAAGAUAGUUGGCAAGCAUCUGAAAAAAAUGCACAUAAUAACAACAAAUCUAAACGCCCCAAAGGUCCUUGCCUAGUUAUACGGCGUCAGGAAAUGACUGCUUUCUUUAAAUUAUUUGAUGACGAUUUAAUUCAAGAUUUCUUGUGGAUGGACUGCUGCUGUAAAAUUGCAGACAAGUAUCUUUUGGCUAUGACCUUUGUUUAUUUCAAGAGGGCUAAAUUUGCUAUAAAUGAACAUACCAGGAUAAAUUUCUUUAUUGCUUUGUACCUGGCUAACACAGUUGAAGAAGAUGAAGAGGAGUCCAAGUAUGAAAUUUUUCCCUGGGCUUUAGGGAAAAACUGGAGAAAAUUGUUCCCUAAUUUCUUAAAGUUAAGGGACCAGCUCUGGGAUAGAAUUGACUAUAGGGCUAUUGUAAGCAGGCGAUGCUGUGAGGAGGUUAUGGCCAUUGCACCAACCCAUUAUAUCUGGCAACGAGAACGUUCUGUGCAUCACAGUGGAGCUGUCAGAAACUACAACAGAGAUGAAGUUCAACUGCCCCGGGGACCUAGUGCCACGCCAGUAGAUUGUUCACUGUGUGGUAAAAAAGGAAGAUACGUUAGACUAGGAUUGUCUUCAACAUCAUCUUCAUCCAGUGAUACAGUCGAGAUGGAGAAACAUUCUCAGGAAUCACGUAACUCAUUAUCAAUGAAUAUAACAGCUGAUCCUUCUCAAGCAUAUAACUAUUCUCAAGCCAAUGACCAUCCAUCAAACAAAGGAAAUGAAACCAAUUUCAUGAAAGAAGACAAAUCCAUGCAAUGGUUUACAGGAAGUGAAGAAUGAGGUAGCUCAACUAAGGCAACUUGGAAUCACUAACUACAACAUGUCAAACUAAAUACAAGACAAGUGUCAAAAAGGGACAUUUAGAGCAGUUUUGCAG